Vitrella brassicaformis is the source of this 2697-nucleotide messenger RNA. The record is from the annotation of a GenBank genome assembly. NCBI's taxonomy places the organism in Eukaryota, Vitrellaceae.
UGCCGAUACAAACACCUCUCACACACAUCGAUGUGAUGGACGGUCACGGACCAUUCAGCACCUCCACUCUCUUCCGCAAAUUUGCUCGCAGACUCUCAAGGUCCUCGUGGGACCGGUCAAAAAGCCGAUUAAUCGCCGCCCCAUGCUUAUCAAUGUGCUCAGCCGCCCUCGCCUGCCAAUCGUCCAGAUCCCUCUCCGUCAUGGUUUUCUUCAUCCGCAGCCGACUCAGCGCCGCCCUCUCCGUCGCCACAUCCACCUCCAUGGUGCUGCUGUCUCUGUCUCCUUCUCUACACAUUGACGUGAUGUGAUGCAUCUCGGCCCGGCUGGCCAACGGGGGCAGACUGAGCCUCGAUGGAGGCCCGCUGAUUGGCAGAGGGAGGAUGGACGGAGAGGAGUCGGGGGUCGAGACAGAGGGUGCGAGCCGUGCCAGGCUCAUGUCGACUUCGCUGGCCACGCUGCGUUGUGCCGUCGCCACCAGGGCAUCGUAAGUGUUGGCCUCCCCCGCUGUGAAAGGGCUGAUAGCCAGCGACUCACCCCCAUAGUCAUCAGCCUCUCCUCCGUCUCUCAGCUGCAGGGUCGCUGACGAGGCCGGCCGGCGGCCGUCAUCCAGCGGCUGCGACGGGCUCCGCAUGGUGGUAUGGAACGCUGAAAAAGCAGAAGAGGCCGCCUCGUCCAGUGGCUCAUCGUCAAGGUAUUCCAGGUGGGGGAGGCGGGCCAACACAGCCAUGAGGCUCUCGGAAUCUGCAGACGACACAUGAGGAUGGUCGCUGCUCGGUGGGGCCUCGAUGGCAGGGUGAGGCGCGGCAUUGGUAAUGGGGAGGGCGUCCUUUGAGGGGGAAAGGGGGUUUCCCUCCAGCCGCAGCUCACAUAACCUGGCAAGAGUCUUCAGGGUGUCCAACGACUCCACAUCUCGCAACCUGAGGACAAGACACAACGAACGGCAAGGUGGAUGUCUCCGACCGAGAGCAGCUGCCCUGACAUGUUGUGUGAGAGGUCGAGUAUCUCCACGUUUGGGGUUCUGUCUGCAAGGACCGUCAGCACGCCUCCAUCCAGGCUGUUCCUGGCGAGUGACAGCUGCGUCAGCUCCGAGAGCAAGGGGAACGCGCGAAGGUCAUGGUCCGAUAGACAACACGACUCGAGGAACAAGGUCUGAAAGGGGCGGGCAGCACAAGGUACGUAUGAAUGCACCCGUAUAAUAUGUGUGAUGCUGUCAGUGUAUUGCUCACCUGCAGCUUGCUCAAGUGAUCCAGGAAGAGGAUAGGAGGAGGCUUAACGCGCACUCGUGUCGCCUUGCCCGUCCAUGUCAGCGCAGCCCCGCCUGCACUCACAUUGGUUCUCUGCAACUGGCCGCUGAGAGUACUGACUGAUCUGCUGGCUGCUUCAUUGCCGCUCUUCUGUGCCCUAAGUGAGGACAGCAGGUCUCUUAUCGAGCCACGAGCCACCAUCCUGGUCCUGACAGAUGGAGAGGUGGAAGUCUCGGUGGGCGGCUGCUCGACUGGGGGGCAAGGAAUAGGCUGACCAAGGGGGUUGUGGCUGAUGUCCAGCUCAGUCACAUUUGCGAGGUUUGCAAAAGCGAAAGCGUCGACGGGUUUGUGCUCGCCGAGGCAGUUGGCGUCGAGAUGAAGCGUCUCCAGCCGCCGCAGAGGCUGCAGCCCCUCCACCUGAGCUAUCAGGUUGCCCGAUAUGAAGAGGUGUCUCAGCUUGAGGAGCUUCCCCAGGCCAUCGAUGUAGGUGAGGCGAUUUCUGGAGAGGUUGAGAGACACGAGAUUGAUGAGUGUGUCGAGCCCGCUGAUGGAUUCGAUGGCAUUGUCGUCCAUAUCGAGGUGUGUGAGGCGUACGCACCCCUCCAGCCCCUGGAUGCCACGAAUCGAGUUCGCAUAGAGCCGAAGCUCCGUCAGGGACGCCAGACGGCUGAGUGGCCGCAUUAUUGUCAUGGGAUCGGCUGGCUUUGCACCAUCAGUCUCUGUCGUCGCAACAUCAGAUGGGGGCUCCGAUGUCGAUGUGUGGUCCUCAAAAGGGAGGUCAUCAGCCAGAAGAGACGACAGAUUGUUGCACGACAGGUUGAGCGAGCGCAGAGAGGGGCCGUAUCGCGACGCCAGCAAGGAGAGGCCGUCAACCCUGUCGAUGAAAUGGAAGCUGAGGUCCAUCUUCAACGCUCCAUCACGAUCUCUCUUGGCCUUGACGGCGCCAUUCUUCGUAUCCUCCUUCUUUGUGGCCUCCUUUUCACCCUUAGGCUCCUCUUGAUCUGUUGAAAGGAAGGACUCGGAUGGCUCGCCAACGUCAUCCAGAUCCAUCUCCACCGUGCUGUCGUCCCUCUCAUCGACGGAAUCACCAGCCUUUGCAGGGAUCUCAUCAAUUGCUCCAUCGGUGCGGCGGAAAGAGGGUGACUCAGCUCGGUGGAGAAAAGAUACGGACCGCUCCUGCAGACAAUGAUGGGCAAAUGACUGCAUGCAGCGUCUGUGUGAACGCAUUAUCUCACCAGCAGGGCCUCGUCAAUCUCCGGCGGCUUCCCCUCCCAUCUCUUGCUCUCCGAGAGAUGUGCGGCCGUGCGGUCGGAGGAGGCCAGCGAAGUGGAAUCGCCCCAUCUCUCAAGCAGGCUCUUGCUUGGGCCUGCAGGAGGGCGCGUUUUCACCUCGGAAGUUGCCAUUCUCUCGGUUGAGACGCCGAGGCCCCCAGUCCGUGGGGGCUCCUUUCCCU